Drosophila takahashii is the source of this 1461-nucleotide messenger RNA. RefSeq names its product NAD-dependent methylenetetrahydrofolate dehydrogenase (gene Nmdmc). Gene Ontology annotation, biological process: tetrahydrofolate interconversion. The record is from RefSeq and is a predicted model, not a curated record. Gene Ontology annotation, cellular component: mitochondrion. NCBI's taxonomy places the organism in Eukaryota, Metazoa, Arthropoda, Insecta, Diptera, Drosophilidae. Gene Ontology annotation, molecular function: methenyltetrahydrofolate cyclohydrolase activity; methylenetetrahydrofolate dehydrogenase (NAD+) activity; methylenetetrahydrofolate dehydrogenase (NADP+) activity.
GGUGCAAAAAGCACUGACACACACAUACAUCUAUAGAAUACCUUAGCAUGGCAACAAGAGGAAGAGAACAACGCGAAGUGGAAGGGGUUAAGUUGUGGAUUGAUUUACCGCGUCGAAAAAAGUGCAACGGAAUCGAAAAUCUAUAUACAAAUUGCAGCCUGGCAACAGAUCGGCUGUUUUUCUGUGUGUGUGGGUCCAGUGGUAAUGGAAAUUGAAACACAAUUUACCACAAGCUCCUCGUUUUUAUCAUUUUGCACAAGUGUUUUUAGAUACAUCUCAGUUGCGUUAUAAAAUUCCCUAUAAUGUUUCGACGUUCCCUAGGAUCCAUUGCGAUCCUGGCUUCGCGAAAUUAUUCUGCCAAGUCAUUCUACAGCAACAUGGCUCAAAUCAUCGACGGCAAGGGUAUUGCCCAGGAGAUCCGAUCGCAGUUGGGACAGGAGCUGAAGGAGUUCGUGGCCGCCGGGUAUCCGGUGCCCCAUCUCACGGCCGUGAUUGUGGGCGAGGAUCCGGCCAGCGAGAAGUAUGUGGCCAACAAGAUGGUCGCCUGCCGGGAGGUGGGAAUCUCCAGCGAGACAAAGCGGCUGCCCGCCUCCACGACACAAGAGGAGCUCCUCCAGGUGAUCGCCGAUCUGAACAGGGAUAAGCGGGUGACCGGAGUGCUGGUGCAGCUGCCAGUUCCGGAACACAUAAACGAGCGCACCAUCUGCAAUGCCGUGGACGUGGACAAGGAUGUGGAUGGCUUCAAUGAGCUGAAUAUCGGCCGCUUGGCUUUGGACAUGGAUGGCAUUGUUCCGGCCACGCCCCUCGGAGUCAAGCGGCUGCUGGAGCAUCUGAAUAUCGAGACCCAUGGCCGCAAUGCCGUGGUGGUGGGUCGAUCCAAGAACGUCAGCCUGCCCAUGGCCAUCCUCCUGCACGCGGAUGGAAAGUAUGCCACCAAGGCACUGGACGCCACGGUGACCAUCUGCCACAGGUACACGCCGCCCAAGGAGCUGGCCCGCCAUUGCCGGCAGGCGGACAUAAUCGUGGUGGCCGUGGGCAAGCCGGGACUGAUUACCAAGGACAUGGUGAAGCCAGGAGCCUGUGUCAUCGACGUGGGCAUCAAUCGCAUCAAGGACGAGAAGACGGGCAAGUUUAAGCUUGUAGGGGAUGUGGAUUUCGAGGAAGUUCGCGAGGUCGCCGGCCACAUCACUCCGGUUCCCGGCGGAGUUGGUCCCAUGACGGUGGCCAUGCUGAUGCACAACACUUUAAAGGCGGCCAAGAAGCAGUUGUGCGACCAACAGUCCUCCUGAACUCCUGUCACCGAGUAGUCCGCGCUUCGCUGGCCGAGAAAUAGUAUUUUUUAUUUAAUCCCCUAACCCAUAACCUAAAGUAGAGAGUAGAGUUACUGACCAACCGCUAACAUGACGAUUGUAAACUACACAAACUUAUUUUGCAAUAUAAACAGAGAUAAUGGAAUCUAAA